This is a messenger RNA of Debaryomyces hansenii CBS767, 1518 nucleotides long. RefSeq names its product epsin. The coding region runs from base 1 to 1518 and encodes 505 amino acids. Gene Ontology annotation, cellular component: clathrin vesicle coat; plasma membrane; endosome. NCBI's taxonomy places the organism in Eukaryota, Fungi, Ascomycota, Pichiomycetes, Serinales, Debaryomycetaceae. Gene Ontology annotation, molecular function: phospholipid binding; clathrin binding. The record is from RefSeq and is a predicted model, not a curated record. Gene Ontology annotation, biological process: endocytosis; actin filament organization. The transcript has a single exon.
AUGUCGAAGUCAUUUGUUCGUUCUAUUAAAAACGUUACCAACGGGUAUUCAUCGGGACAGGUGCUCGUUAGAAACGCUACGUCCAACGACCCAUCGGGGCCGACCACUUUUGAUAUGGAAGAAAUAGCUUCCCGGACGUACCAAUCGCAAACAGACUUUUUGGAGAUCAUGGAUAUGCUCGACCGUCGUCUUAACGAUAAGGGGAAGAAUUGGAGACAUGUGGCGAAGUCAUUGACGGUAUUGGACUACUUGGUGAGAUACGGAUCUGAAAAAUGUGUGCUCUGGUCGAAGGACAACUUGUACAUUAUUAAGACUUUGCGGGAGUUCAUACACUUUGACGAGGCAGAUAACGAUCAGGGAGCGGUGAUCCGGGUGAAGGCCAAAGAAUUGGUGUCGUUGUUGAGGGACGACGAGAGGUUGCAGCACGAGAGAGAAUUGGCCGCGAGGGCCCAGAAUGGUCCUGGUCACCGUCCUGGCCGUGAGAGAAGAAACCGUCGUGGUUCGAGAAGAAAUACCGUCAACAGCAACCUGAGCAGACCCGUCACGGGUGAUGAUGAUGACGAGAUGCAAAAGGCGUUGGAAAUGUCGAGGAUCACGGCCGAGGAAGAGGCUAGGCGCAAGAACCAGAUCCCCGACGACGACGACUUACAAGCAGCGUUGAAGUUGUCGAUGGAGGAGGAAGAGAUGAGGAAGUUGAAGAACCAGCAGAACGACAACUUACUUGACUUGGACGAACAACAAGCCCAACCCCAAUAUUACUUAGCCACUGGCUACCAACAGCCUCAGUACUACAUGAUGCCACAACAGACUCAAACCCAACAGCAAUACGAUAUGUUUGGAAACCCAAUACAGAACGCCAUGAACACUGGGUUAUACCAACAGCAACACUACCAACAACAGGAACCAAUGCAACAACAGCCACUGUUUACCGGAUUCAACGGUCCCCAACAGCAGCAGCAACAGCCUCAAGAAUUGCAGCCAUUGAAGACGGGCUCGAAUAACCCAUUCGCAUUACAGAGUGAGUCUGCUCAACAGCAACCAGCUUCCCAGUCGUUAAACGAUAUAGCUUCGCAACAACAACAACAACAACAAGAUCUCUAUCAACAGCAACAACAGCAACAGCAACAGCAACCCCAAUUUUUCACCCAGCCAACGUCGCAACUCAAGCCGCAAACUACGUCGUCGUCCAAAUUUGAUGACUCGACUCAUGCUGAUUUGAAUAAUUUAUUGGCUCAAGGUACUGGUAUCGAUACGUUUGGUAACACGGGUGCUACAAGAAUCCCUCAUCAACAUACAAAAACUCAACAAUUUAUAAAUUCAAGUGGUACUGGUUACAAACAAAACUAUGAUGAAGCCAAAUUGAGUUCGAACGCUACCGGCAAUCCGUUCUUAAAUACUGGCAUUGGGUACCAACAGCAAAGUCAAAUCAAUCCUGCCUAUACUGGUUACGGAUUUGGUAACGCCAAUACGCAACAGCAGCAAAGACGUAACGAUGGGCCAAGUUUGAUUGACAUUUGA